This is a messenger RNA of Dujonia railenensis, 666 nucleotides long. NCBI's taxonomy places the organism in Eukaryota, Fungi, Ascomycota, Pichiomycetes, Serinales, Debaryomycetaceae. The record is from the annotation of a GenBank genome assembly.
AUGUCAGACCUCGUAGAGUUCGCCCACAAGAAUUUGAAAAACAUCCCAGCUGGUCCCGAUUAUGAUUUGAUGAUCCAGGGAAUUCCCUACAACUGUUUUGCUAAGGAAUUGAUGGAAAGACGUGUUGUAGCCCAUGAACUUGCAAUUGACUACGACACAGUCAGAUUGAAGGACUUUGAUAACGAUAUCGAAAAGCACCAAAACGGGAGGUAUGAAUACUUAUCCAAAAUAUUUGGGAAAAUAGAAAAAGAUGCAUACAUUGAACCACCCUUCUAUGUUGACUAUGGAUGUAACAUUGUCGCCGGAAAGGGAUUCUACUGUAACUUUAACACCACCUUUUUAGAUUGUACCAUCAUCAAGUUCGGUGACGGAGUUUUGGUGGGACCUAAUGUUACCUUUACUACGGCAACCCACCCAGUUGACCCACAGCAAAGAUUAGACGGAGUAGAAAUGGCAUACCCAAUUACCGUUGGUGACAACGUCUGGUUCGGUUCCAAUGCCGUCAUCUUGGCAGGUGUUACCAUUGGAGAUGGUGCUGUUGUAGCUGCUGGUGCCGUGGUUAACAAGGAUGUUCCUGCAUACACCGUGGUUGGUGGUGUUCCAGCGAAGGUGUUGAAGAAAUUAACUCCUCCAGUUAAGAAGGAAGACAAGGAAGACGAGAAAUAG